Messenger RNA from Prorocentrum cordatum, 627 nucleotides. NCBI's taxonomy places the organism in Eukaryota, Dinophyceae, Prorocentrales, Prorocentraceae. The record is from the annotation of a GenBank genome assembly.
AUGAUCAACUCCAGUGGUCACCUGGAAGGCCAGAUCGGAGAUGGUGACCGCGCCGUCCGCGCCGUCGAGCACCUCCAUCUUGGCCAGUACGCUGGCGACCGACGGGCCGAGGGUGAGCGCGCCGCGCCCGUGCCCGCGGCGGCUGUUCACCGGCGGCGCGAAAUCCUCGGCCCGGAACUGCGUCGCCUCGCCAGCGCGAAGGCACGCGCCGCGCAUCGCCAGCGCCCGCCGGGCACUUUCGAGACGACCACGCAAGAGCAUCGCCGAGACGACCCCCGCCGCCAAGGCACGCGGCCGCCCGAAACGGCGCGCCAAUGGCGCCGCCUUGCGGAAGCCGCGAAGGGCGCGGGCGGACCCGGGGAGGCCGCCCUGCCAGGCCUUGGAGAAACGGGGGAUGGCGAGAUUGACCAGGGCGAGCAGCUUCUCGCCCUGGUCAACCUUCCACCCGUCCAAAUAAUUACCAUCAGCUGCGCCAGCGCCUCGCACACGCCCUCGCCUUCACUGAGGUCGAAGCCGCGGUCGACCGCGAAGUCCCAGAACUCCCUGCGCCAUCUGCAGGCAGCAGGGGGUCGACUGCCCCCCGGCGGUCUUCAUCCCGAAAAGGCUCACCAGAUGUCGUGCGGCUAG